Stegodyphus dumicola is the source of this 6152-nucleotide messenger RNA. It is a transcript of the gene Ttd14, whose product is annotated as TRPL translocation defect 14. Gene Ontology annotation, molecular function: GTP binding; phosphatidic acid binding; phosphatidylinositol binding. NCBI's taxonomy places the organism in Eukaryota, Metazoa, Arthropoda, Arachnida, Araneae, Eresidae. The record is from RefSeq and is a predicted model, not a curated record. Gene Ontology annotation, biological process: photoreceptor cell maintenance.
GAAACGAAUCUGAGAGUAAUUGAGCACGUUUUUCGUCGUGCGUAAUAUUGGCUAUUUAAUGUUUAUGUUUUUGGAGUUGCAAAUUAUAUGAUAAUGACUUUAGAUCCCGAGAAAAAGGAAAAAACUGUGUAUCGGCUGGUUUUAACUGGCGGUCCAUGUAGUGGCAAGACUACUGGACAAGCAAGAUUAUGUACUUUCUUUGAAAAUCUUGGUUGGAAAGUCUAUCGAGUGCCAGAGGCUGCUACAGUAUUACUGAAUGGGGGUGUACGUUUCCCAGAUUUGACUCCAAGUGAUGUUAGAACUCAAUGCAGUUCUAAAAUGCAACUUUUGCCAGCGGAAAAAUUUCAAGAGAAUCUGUUGAAAACAAUGAUGGCCAUGGAAGAAACGUAUUUCUCUCUUGCUGCAACAUGCAAUCGAAAUUGUUUAGUUAUAUGUGACCGGGGGACUAUGGAUGCUGCAGCAUUUAUUCCUAAAGAUGUAUGGGACAAAAUGUUAUCUGCAAAUGGUUGGAAUCCAGUGCAGUUAAGGGAUAAUCGUUAUAAUCAAGUUGUGCAUCUGAUAACAGCUGCAAAUGGAGCCGAAGAAUUUUACAAUAUAGAAGAUAAUAGUUGCCGUACUGAAGGCAUAGAAUUAGCAAGGACUAGGGAUCUGAGAGCAGCUGAAGCAUGGAUUGGACACCCAUAUAUUGAUGUAAUUGAUAAUUCUACAGACUUUGACACUAAACUCAGGAGAUUAAUUGCGAGUGUGUGUAGAAGAAUUGGAAUCGAUACUGGUGACAGAUUGGCAACAAAUAGCCAUAAACUGAAAUUUUUGGUUGGAAAUUUGGCUCAGGAUUCGGAAUUUCCCCCAUUUCAAGAUUUUGAAGUUGUCCAUGACUAUCUUGUUACCUCACAUCCACGAAUUCAGUCAAGAUUACGAAAACGUGGUCAAAAUGGUAAUUGGAGUUACAUGCAUACUCAGAGGCGUUGUGAUGUCAACACUCAAGUUAUUGAAGUCAAGAGGCAAAUUACACAUCGAGAUUAUGUGAACAUGCUUGCGCAGAGAGAUGACAAGCAUUAUACAGUAUAUAAGUUAAGAAGAUGUUUUAUGUUAAACAACAUGUAUAUGCAGAUGGAUAUUUAUAAAUCCCCAUGUCAUCCCAGGUGUGAUGGUUUAAUUUUAUUGGAAACAUAUACAACACUGAAAGGUAAUGAAUUGAUUGGUCGUCUUUCCCCAUUUUUGAAUGUCGUUAAGGAAGUGACUGGUGACCCUUCCUAUUCGAUGUUCAAUCUUUCUUUAAAGAGUGAAUGGACCCCAAGCAAACUCAAAAGCAUCAAUAACUGUGCUGAUGGAGCCUACAAAACAAUUAUUGGAAAUUAAAGAUAGUCUCUUUUACUUUUUUUUUUUUUUUAAAUGAAAGUUAUUAGUUUAAACCAGACUUAUGACAUUUUAUUUUUCGAUAUACCAUAUUUAAUACAAGUUGUAGGGGUUUUUGUUCCCUUUAUAGCUCAGUUAAUAAUUUGACAUUUGAAAAUAAUGUUUUGCUUAAAAAUGUUAAAGUAGAAAAUGUUUGCAUUAUAUAGUUGAUCUGAGAAAUUAAUUAGUUAUAAACGAUCUGUGUAAAGUGCAUUUAGUUUAUGUGCAGAAUUAUAUCUGUAUAUGUUCUGAUUUUUUAUUAGAGUAAUAGUGUACAGAUGUACUUUGCACUUAACUUGGGUAAAUGGUUACUGAAUCAUCUGAAGCUUUUUAAUUUUUUUUUUUUUUUUCCUGUUGUUAUUUUGUAGUGAAAGAAACAAUGUGCAAAAUUUUUUAUACAGUUAUGUCUCCUGCUCUGUCAAGAGGCAAGCAGUAGUUGUAAAUAAUUUAGUUUUCCAUGCAGCAAAGAUUGUGAUAAAAUUUAUUGUGUUUUGAUCAUACUUUAAAAAAAAAAUCUCUUAAUUGUAACUGAAACAUUAGUAAAAAGUGUCCCACACUUUCUAGAUGCCUUAAUUUAUAAAGAUUUUAUUUAAUUUUAUUUUAAAAAGUUCAGUGAAAGAUUUCGGUGAUAUCUCCAGUUGAGACUUUUUGUCUUGUUCUGAUUUGAUACAUAUAAGAGCUUAAAAUGAUUUUGUAAAGAUUUUGGGAUUUUACCUAGGAAUUUUGAAGUGACAUAUUUUUUUGUCAUUUAUCUGCUUUAAUGGACUGUAAUGAUAUAACAAUGUUUAUUCAGAUCAUAGUAUCUUGUAACAUGAAAUUUUGAAUACAGAGAUAAAAGAAAAUUGGCUUUGAAAAUAUUUAAAAACACCUCAUUCCUUAUAAAUCUCCUCUGGUCCUUUUUUUUUUUUUUUAUGUAUUGUGGUGUUCCAGAAUUUUUUUAAUCAUCUGCAUAAUGAAAUUUUCAUUUUCAGAUGUACUUGUUUUAUUUUAUAUUAAUACUUUAUUUUGGUAAUCCCACCUUGUUACUAUAUUUUACAUGUUUUGUUUUUAGAGCUUGUGAUAUUAUCCCAUUUAAAGUUUCAAGUUCAAUAAUGCUGUUAAUAGUUUUUAAUGUUGCUGCUAAGAAACAAAAAUAUCACUUUAAUGUGAUUGUGUUAUUACAAAAGAAUUUUGAUAUGUGAUUUUGAUGUACUUACAAACUGGUACUUUAUUUUUUGCCACCAUGUUCUUAAAAUUCAUGCUGAACUAUAGUAAAAUGUAUUGAAUAUGCCAUAAUCUUCCUUGGAAUCUUGCAAAUAUGCUUUUUAAAUAGUUUCUGAAUUUAUCCAUUAAAUAAUGCAGUAUUAUUUAUAGUAUGAAUGACAAUUUGGUACACAGCUUGGUUCAUUUUUUUAUUAGGAGUUAUUUUUCUUUCUGUAUAUUUUUUAACCAAGAUUGAUUUUGUGUUUUGUUUUAUGUGUUUCACAUUUUUUACUGUACAGAAUUUGCAUAAAUGAUGAAAUUUAUGUAAAAUGUUUUUCUAUAUGUAACAUAACUGUUCUUUUAUAACCAUUUAUAAUAUAAAGGAUUUUUGUGGUGAAAUAAAUAUGUAUUACCAAAAUGUAUUACCAAAACCAUACCUAACAAAUCUUUUUUAAAAAGUGUGUUAAUAAUCUAGUCGUAGUCCCCCCUUUUUAUUGAAAAGUUCUAUUUAUAUAUAUAUAUAUAUAUAUAUACAUAUUAUUCCUUCUUUAAAAGUACCUGCUGUAGUAUUCUAAAACUUUAAAUGUGUAACUUUUUUUUUUUUUUUUUUUAAAGAAUCUUUAUAGUUCUUUAAAUUUUAUAACUUACAGUUUAUAACAUGAUCUUAGAAAAAGUUGUAAUUGCUGAUCAAUAUAUAUGAGAGAUUAGAAAUUAUUCUGUGUUUUGGCAGCGCCAUUUAAAAUUUUUUAUAGUAUUUCUCCAAUGAAAAUAUCAUAAAAAUUGAGCAUUUCAGUUGUCCUUAUAAAAUAUAAGGAUUAAUAUUUUAAUAUAUAUAAUAAAUUUUUAAUAUCAAUAUAUUAAAAAAGUUUCUAUUUAUAUAGGCCAUUGUUACAUCUUCCUGUUUUUUAUGUAUAGACUGAAAAAUAAAAGUUUUCCUUUUCUUAUAUUAAAAGUAUAUUAAUUUUAUAUUUUCCUUAUAUACCAUAGCCUAUUUUAUAAUUUUAGUGUUUUCAAGCAAUCUACAGAAUUCUGCAUUUUAAUUUAGAACUUAAUUUUAACACUGUUUUCAGAAAUUAAGAAUUAUAUAUUUUUAUAGCUCUGGUGAGAGCAGUGAUACGCUACAUGCAGUUCAAUCCAGCUAAUGAUUUCUUAAAUGGAAAAUUAGCUAAAAAUUAUUCCUUAUUAGAUUAAAAAAAUUAUACAUUUUACUUUCUUUUUUAUGUCGUUCAACUCCAUUUUUAUACAUUGAAUUCAUGUAUUGUCAUACAUAAUGCAAACAUACUUUUUAAAUUGCACUGUGAAAAUUCUUUUGUUGCUUCAAAUUAUACUUUGUUCUAUUUUAGAAAUUUCUGUAUCAAGUUUUGAGGAAUUCAAGAGAAGAACAAUUUUAAUAAUAGGUUGCGUAAAAAUUGAAUUAAAGUUAUCAGUUUACUGGUAAUGAGGUGCAUCUUUUACAGAUUCCUGUAGUUAAUGCAGCUAUUUGAAUAAAUAACAGAAAUAUUUAUAACAAACAUUUAAAGGAAUUAUUAUUUCAGGAUUUGGAACAAACGACUGCUUUGGUCAGAAUGUGCAGCAGAAGUAUUUAAAAAAAUUUUAAUGGAAUUAUUAAUGAAAUAAUUGCAUCUAUUUAUUCACCAUAUGCUAUUGUAAACAGAUAACUUAUUUACCAUUGUUGUCUUCUUUUUCUUUCUUUUUUACCCUAGAGGCUUUCAUGAUGUAAUUGGACACAAUUAAAAGCAUUUAAUAUUCUCUUUUAGAAAUAUUUUUCUUGAAAAUGAUCAUCUGAAUGAGAUGUUAUCAUAUCAAAAUAAAUCAUUUUAUUUCCAUAUUUCUAGAUUUUUUUUUUAAAAAAAGAUAAGAAGUUCAUCAUGGUUAAUGUUCCGUAGCUUAUGAUUUAGAAUAGUUUUGCUGUUUCUACUUUAUUUAAGAAAGAACUUGCUGCAUCUACAUUUUCUCAAUCCAUGUUUGCAUCUUAGAAAAUGUCUGUUUAUAUCUUGAAUAUAAACUGGAAAUUAGAUGUCUAUUUUCACCAUUUUAGAAGCCUGUUAGUUAGUACUGCUACCUUAAUCUACUUUAUCUUCUUAAUAUUAUGAAUAUGUUUAGAGAUUAUGAAUAAGAAAUUUAUUUAAUAUAUGUAAAUAAAAAUAGGUUUAACACUCUUUUGGUCAUUACUGAAAUUUAUUUUCAAAAAGUUGAAUUUAUAGAAUAUACAAAUAUCCUAGAAUCAUUGUAAAUGCAUCUAGUUUCUCUUACUAAAUAAACCCUCAGUUUGUUCUGUGAGUUUACAUAGUAAAAUCAGUAGAAUUCAUUAAUCAAUACAUUAGAUAUAUGUAAAGAAAUGCUUGCUUUCAAAAUUCAAGCAUAUAUUAAUCUUUCUUCAAUUCUGGCCUUAAUUUGCCAAUAUUUAAUUUGUAUCAUCAAAUUAAGAAAUUUAUAGUUAUUUUCAUGUUAUUCAUGUAUUUGUUAUUAAUUAAUGAAUAGUAUUAUGUAGCCAUUAGUAGUAUUAUAAUACUAAUACUGUUAUUUACUGAUUUACUGAUGUUAUGAAUUAUUGUAAUACUAGUAUUAAAAACUUCUUUGUAUUCAUUGCUAUUAUACUAAUGUUAUGCUGUUUAUUUAAAAUAUUUCUUCUGAGACUCCUGAUGCUGCCCUCCCUCCCAAAAACAUGAUUAAAAUAUAUAUGAGAAUAAUUUGAACUGGACCAGAUGCUUUUAUUUCAGCACUUAAAACUCUUUUCAUUUUGUGCAAAAUUAUCUGACUGUUAAGAUCAAUUAGUUUAAAAAAUUUUUUCACAUUUUCCUUUACCUUCAUUUUCAUGGCAUAUCAAGGUUUAUUUAGAUGGUCAGUUCUUGUAUUAUAUCCCAACUGGUGAUUGCUUCUUCAUAACUGUUUGUUGGCUUGUUAACAUUGAUGUACAGCUGUGAAAAUGUGUGACAACAAAUCAAACAUAUGUAUUUGUACAAAAGUAGUGUUUUAAUUUCAGGCAUUAUACUAAUGAAAUAGUUAACAUUUAUAUUAAAAAAUCUUUGUCAUGAAUUUUAAUUGUCUUUACAUUUUCUGAUGAAAAGGUAUAUAUAUUUAUUGUAUAUUAUUGGUUGUUUAUCCUGAGAAACUAAGCAAGUGCAUUGAUUUCUAAGAAAUUUUGGAUUCUGAAAAUUUUAAAUUAUCAAAAUAAUAUUUGAAAUUCUUUUGAUUUCUGUUAUUUAAUCUUAAGAAUUUUACCAUGUAUGUCUUCUUCUUCUUCUCUCUCUCUUUUUUUUUUUUUUUUUUUUUUUUUUUUUUUUUUUUUUUAGAUUAAGUUUUGAAAACUCUGAAUAAUCUAUCAUAACUUCUGACCAAAAAUAUUGCACAUAAGUAACAGGGCUAAAGGGCUAGUUCAUCAGCUUCUCGCGGCUGAAACCGAAAGAAGAGACUGAUGACGUAGUUGGGUUCGCUUGGUCAGUUCUGCUGUUCAGUUUCUUAAGCAUUUGCUUGAGAAUCAAAACGCUUUGAAAAAUAGUUUAAUAACCAGUAUGAGCCGAGAUUUUAGCUCAUGAAAUUGCAAUAUACAUGCAUUUAUAUAUGAACUAGAAAUG